AUGACCUUCACGGAAGAGAUUGAAUUGAAUGCUGCGCAUGUUCAUUCGAGGAAUAUAAACUCCAAUAAAUUUGACGAUCGGGACCACCCAGCCACUCCUAUCGGUGAAUUACCAAACAGCUUUGACACACCAAGACAAGACCAAUCAGUUCAGUCAUCGAUUGAAUUCCAACGGACAUCUGAUUCGCCGUUGUCUUCUUCUUCUUCAGCAUCCUCAAGUCCAGAUGAUGACACAUUUGCCAGAUUCAAAAAUGUGCAACCGUACGCCGUUCUAGUUGGUUCAUUUCUUGGGCUUGUUGUUAACUUAGGGUUGAUCAACUCCAUUGGUGCUGUGCAAUCUUAUGUUUCAGUAAAUCAGUUUAAAGGGUAUUCUGCCAGCACAGUUUCUUGGAUCUUUUCAAUUUAUUUGGCAUUGGCUUACGCCGGGGCAUUAAUCUCGGGUCCAUUAUUUGACUCAAAUGGAACGUUAUGGCUAUUAAUAUAUCUGACAUCGUUUAUAUUUGCUGGACUAAUGGGGGCAGCCAGUAGUGUUGAAGUUUGGCACUUUAUUUUGAGUUUUAUAAGUUUAGGUGUCGGCAAUGGCUUUGGCAUGGCUCCGUUAGUGUCUGUUAUAGGCCAUUGGUUUAGCCCCAAGAUUAAAAAUCUGGACAAUUCAAAUAUUGCCUUAGACGAUGAUGAUAAGAUAGAGAAGUUUGAAGGCAUGAAUAGCAAGCUAGGUGUUGGAUUCAGCACCGGGCUUGCAACAGCAGGAGGAAGUAUUGGCGGGCUAGUAUUUCCAUUAAUGUUGAGAAAGUUGUAUUCACUGGUGGGAUUUGUAUGGGCUCUUAGAAUAUUAGCAUUCACAUGUUUGGGUUGCAUGAUUUGCUCAAUUGUCUUAGUGAGGGAGAGGUUUAGGAAAGAAAAGAGACUGAAUAAACUUUCUUUCCAAUGGAACGAGGUGCCUGGUAAAUUUAUUGAGUUUUGCAAAGUGAGAGAUACAAUUUUUUUGUUUAUUAUCUGUGGUGGGUUUUUUACCGAGCUUAGUCUCGUGUUACUAGUCACAUAUUUUGCCAGUUACGCCAUAGCUCAUGGAAUGAGCGAAUCCGACUCUUUGGUUUUGAUUACAAUAUGGAAUGGUAUCGGGACUUUAGGAAGAUUCUUGCCUGGUCUAGCUAGUGAUUACUUUGGAAGGUUCAACAUAAAUGUGAUUAUGUUGGUGGGCUAUUGUUUGACGAUAUUGGUGUUGCUACUUCCAUUUGGAAAUAAUCACAAGGUGCUUUACGCGUUUAGCGUUUUGGGAGGAUUAUUCUCGGGAUCAAUACUUAGUCUUUUGCCAGUGUGUUUGUCACAAAUUUCCAAGGCUAAUGAAUUGGGCAAGAAGUACGGAAUAUUGAACUUUUAUCUUUCGUUGGCCAACCUUUUCGGUAUCCCAAUCGCCGCAGCAAUAAUUAAACACGGCAAAGUGCACGACUAUGAUAACUUUAUUAUCUUUGUUGGCUGUUUAUCAGUGGCUGGAUUAUUUUUUUGGCUCCUUGCACGAGCUCAGAUCGUGGGGAUGAAAUUGAAUGUCAAAGUGUAG
Molecule: messenger RNA, 1557 nt
Organism: Lodderomyces margitis
Lineage: Eukaryota; Fungi; Ascomycota; Pichiomycetes; Serinales; Debaryomycetaceae
Exons: 1
Coding region: 1-1557 (518 amino acids)
Biological process (GO): transmembrane transport
Cellular component (GO): fungal-type vacuole membrane
Molecular function (GO): transmembrane transporter activity
Source: RefSeq, a predicted model, not a curated record